Molecule: messenger RNA, 500 nt
Organism: Cutaneotrichosporon oleaginosum
Lineage: Eukaryota; Fungi; Basidiomycota; Tremellomycetes; Trichosporonales; Trichosporonaceae
Source: RefSeq, a predicted model, not a curated record
CCUUCUUGCUGAGCCAGAUCCAUACUCACGCCCCCAAAGACCAUCGCGUCAUCCACCCUGCGGGCAUCUCAUUCCUGACUGCCACUGACGUCUCCGGAGGCCGCAUUCGUCACGGCAAGCCGUACGACUGAUGUGCAGACAAUACCGUCCACCAAAGCGCUCAACAUGCAUGCGCGCAUGGGAACAAGCGCGUCUGUUGUCCGAGGAGACGCAUACUCUGAUUAAAGCUGCGCAAAGCCGAGUCUCAUUGUCUUCCCUCACCUGGGCACGCAUUACCUGUAACCAACCCCUCGCCGCCUUCAACUCACCGCCACCGCAAUUACUGCCACCGACGACAUUCGAACCCCGACACGCUCGGUUUCGGCCGGUCUCGCGAGGCCGACGCCACGGCACGCACGCCGCCACCGCCACCCAAUCGAUCGCCUAAUCUCCAAAUUUCGUUCUCACGAUCACCGGAUCGCUGGCCGCAUCUCACCUCGACGACUCUCAUAAGGCGUACG